Molecule: messenger RNA, 692 nt
Organism: Strongylocentrotus purpuratus (purple sea urchin)
Lineage: Eukaryota; Metazoa; Echinodermata; Echinoidea; Camarodonta; Strongylocentrotidae
Exons: 4
Coding region: 100-609 (169 amino acids)
Source: RefSeq, a predicted model, not a curated record
UUCUGAUCAUUGCUGAUGUGACCUGUCGAAUACAAGAGCUGGAUAUCAUUUCAUCCACCAGUUUUUACAUCACACUCAAGUACUGCCGCCUUUGGGGCCAUGGAUGACUUUGAGUACUACGAUGACUUUGAGGACUACGAUGACUUUGAGGACUACGAUGACUUUGAGGACUACAAUGAUAUCAUAGUAGAAGUGAUGUCUGAGGAAGAGCUGUAUCCGAGACAUAUACCCAAUCGAACUCGAAUACAAGGAGUGAGGGGAUAUGGUUAUAAUACAUGUGAGAACUGCAACAGAACAUGGAAUACUUACAGAGGGCACGUUGUCAUCGAUCUCAAAGAACAAGAGGUGGUUAAGAUCUACAAACAGCUAUGCAACUGGUGCGAAGAAGAAAGUGUUCCAUCAUUUAGUGAGGGAGAGUUCACGGAGAUGGUUGAAAAAGCCAUUGAAAAAGCCUUUAAACAGGAAAGAUACUUCCGAAAUCGGAAUUCAAAUGACAGGACUGUCUUUAAUGAGGGAAGACGUCGUAGACCUCUUGGACGACCACCACACGACAGUGCCCGUUGCGAAAGGUGCAGAUAUGGAGAGGGCAGGAACUGCUUGGAGAGAUAAGUCAGUCGAGGUCGAAAAAGACGACUUGAUGUCCAACAUGGCCGUCGUUCUUUCAAGCCCGUGUUUUAUGUUGGAUUGUUAGA